CGUUUUCAUUAACUUUCCAAGAAGAAGCUUUCCAGACAUCCAGGUCUUCAAAGCAACCACACAGGCUCCUCAUUUCCAAUCAUGAAAGGAACCAUCUUCUCUGACAGCACAUCCAGAGAAGAGCUGGUUGUACGGCAGGUGAGGGCCGCAUUCCAGACAGGAAAAACCAAACCUCUGGACUACAGAAUCCAGCAGCUGAAGAAUCUGAACCGCUUCAUCUCUGAGAGGAGGAGCAACAUUGCAGAAGCUGUGAAGCAGGACCUGAACAAGAGCGAGCAUGGCACAGAUCUGUUUGAGACUUUGGGCUUGGAGGGCGAGCUCAAACUGGCCAUAGGGAAGCUGGCGGAGUGGGCAGCGCCUCGACCGGUGGAAAAGAACCUCCUAACAAUAUCAGAUGAGGUUUACGUGCAGCCGGAGCCCCUGGGAGUGGUUCUCAUCAUUGGGGUCUGGAACUACCCCUGGGCUGUCACCCUUCAGCCACUGAUUGGAGCCAUCGCUGCUGGUAACGCAGCAGUUAUAAAACCAUCUGAAGUCAGUUCGCACUCUGCUAAAGUCAUGGAGGAACUUCUCCCUCUUUAUCUGGACAAAGAUCUGUUCCCGGUGGUGACAGGCGGCGUGCCGGAGACUCAGGAGCUGCUGAAGCAGAGGUUUGAUCACAUCUUCUACACGGGAAGCAGCACGGUGGGCAAACUGGUGAUGGAGGCUGCAGCUCGGAACCUGACUCCAGUCACUCUGGAACUGGGAGGGAAGAGUCCCUGCUACAUCGACAGGAACUGUGAUAUCAGAGUGGCCUGCCGCCGGAUCACGUGGGGGAAGUUUGUAAACUGCGGUCAGACCUGCAUUGCUCCGGACUACGUCCUUUGUGAACCGUGUAUCCAGGCCCGUGUGGUGGACUGCAUCCGACAGACUCUACUGGAGUUUUAUGGCGCUGAUCCCAAAUGCUCCCCAGACUAUGGCCGGAUCAUCAACCAGCGCCACUUUUCCCGUGUUCUGGGUCUGAUGGAGGGUUACACACCCAUGGUGGGCGGGCAGAGCGACGCCUCCCAGCGCUACAUCGCCCCGACAGUCCUGAAGGAUGUUCCCCCCGACUCCAGGCUGAUGCAGGAGGAGAUCUUCGGCCCGCUGCUGCCCAUAGUGACCGUGAGCGACAUGGAUGACGCCAUUCGCUUCAUCAAUGAGCGAGAGAAACCACUGGCACUCUACGUCUUCUGCCACGACAAGAAGGCAAUAAAAAGGAUGAUCCAGGAGACGUCGAGUGGUGGCGUAACCGUUAACGACGUGAUGAUGCACUACACCCUCAGCUCGCUGCCGUUCGGUGGAGUCGGUCAAAGCGGCAUGGGCCGCUACCACGGCAAACACACCUUUGACCAGCUCAGCCACCAGAAAGCAUGUCUGGUCCGCUCGCUGGCCAUGGAGAAUGUCAACCUGAACCGGUACCCGCCUCAGGACCGGCGCCGGGCACGCCGGGCACAACUUGCCCUGCGCUCACCCAUGAUCGACUUGUCCAAGUCCACAUUCGUUUGGGCCAUCGCCGUCACCGUAGUUGCCAUGGCGCUGCUUGUCACCCUGUUGGUCAUCAUCCUCAUUGCAGCCGGCCUCAACUGCACGUGCUGGUACUGGCGAGGGUUCUAUUAUUAGAGAUGAACACUCAAAGAACUGCUGCUGCAGAGACUCCUGUCCUCAGAACUCAUGUCAACACACUCUGAAUCCAGUUCAGAAUCCAGGUGUCUUACAGAACCCCCCCCCCCCCCCCCAAAAAA
Messenger RNA from Thalassophryne amazonica, 1760 nucleotides. Its product is annotated as aldehyde dehydrogenase, dimeric NADP-preferring-like. NCBI's taxonomy places the organism in Eukaryota, Metazoa, Chordata, Actinopteri, Batrachoidiformes, Batrachoididae. The coding region runs from base 82 to 1638 and encodes 518 amino acids. The transcript has 10 exons. The record is from RefSeq and is a predicted model, not a curated record. Gene Ontology annotation, biological process: aldehyde metabolic process. Gene Ontology annotation, molecular function: aldehyde dehydrogenase (NAD+) activity. Gene Ontology annotation, cellular component: cytoplasm.